CUCCAAUUACCAGAUCCAUAGGUCAAGUAAUCCAAUAAAGCAAUAACUUCAGAAGCAUUCUCUCAGUCACUUCAUUCUCUGGCUGGGGCUCUGGGAAGCAGCACAUCACUAUAGAAAGUCAGGUGUGAGGCGGCUCCCUGGAGUCACGAUGACUGAGCGGUUCGACUGCCACUACUGCAAAGAGUCCCUGUUUGGGAAGAAGUACAUCCUUCGGGAGGAGAACCCUUACUGUGUCAAGUGCUAUGAGAGUCUCUACUCCAACGCCUGUGAGGAAUGCAAGAAACCCAUCGGCUGCAACAGCAAAGAUCUCUCUUACAAGGACCGUCACUGGCAUGAAGACUGCUUCCAUUGCUUUCAGUGCAAGCGCUCCCUGGUGGACAAACCCUUCUCUGCCAAGGAUGAGCUCCUGCUGUGUACUGAGUGCUAUUCCAAUGAGUACUCCUCCAAAUGCCAUGAAUGCAAGAAAACCAUCAUGCCAGGCACUCGAAAGAUGGAGCACAAAGGCAAUAGCUGGCAUGAGACAUGCUUCACCUGCCAUCGUUGCCAACAGCCCAUAGGAACCAAAAGCUUCAUUCCCAAGGAUGCGCAUAAUUACUGCGUGCCCUGUUAUGAGAAGCAGUUUGCCAUGCAGUGUGUGCAGUGCAAGAAGCCCAUCACCUCCGGAGGAGUGACUUACCAUGAGCAGCCCUGGCACAAAGAUUGCUUCUUGUGCACUGGAUGCAAGAAGCAGCUGUCUGGACAACGUUUCACAUCUCGGGAUGACUUUGCUUACUGCCUGAACUGCUUCUGUAAUCUGUAUGCCAAGAAGUGUGCUGGAUGCACAAAUCCAAUCAGUGGACUUGGAGGAAGCAAGUAUAUUUCCUUUGAAGAACGCCAGUGGCACAAUGAUUGCUUCAACUGCAAGAAAUGUUCUGUCUCCUUAGUAGGCCGAGGGUUCCUCACUGAGAGAGAUGACAUCUUGUGCCCUGAAUGUGGCAAAGACAUCUGAAGGCAAUCUGGAAGAUUACUCUAAAAAAACAUUAUAGAAAGAUUACUCUAAAAGAAUUAUAGAAAGAAUUCUACAGUAUUAAUACUUUGAUAAUUGGUUUGAAUAUCAAUAGUAUGUAUAACUCAAAUAAAAUUGAGCUCUGAUGUAAUGACACACAAGGAGCUUUUGCAUGCAUUUGAUGUGUAAGCAUGAAAAAGUAACUAAAUAAUGCUCAUAGAAAAAUCUUGAAUAUUAAACUAUAUAAACUAUUAUUCCUAGUGCCUUAAAGUAUGCCUACAAUGAUUAUGAACAUUAUACUCAAAGAACACAAUUUCUACUGAUAAUAUUAAAAGCUAAGCUAACUCUUAGGUUUUAGUUCAUGUGAAUUAACAUACAUAUAACUAACAACAAAAUACAGGAGUCGUUAAAGUAUAUAGGGUUGAGGAGCUAUUUUGAUGAUAAACUGACAAUGUUUUGAAUGGCUUUAAAGUUGUCUCUACAUUUUCCUUGUAUUUCCAUUAAAUGCCUUAAAACUGC
This is a messenger RNA of Lepisosteus oculatus (spotted gar), 1504 nucleotides long. RefSeq names its product four and a half LIM domains protein 2. Gene Ontology annotation, cellular component: Z disc; nucleus. NCBI's taxonomy places the organism in Eukaryota, Metazoa, Chordata, Actinopteri, Semionotiformes, Lepisosteidae. Gene Ontology annotation, molecular function: transcription coregulator activity. The record is from RefSeq and is a predicted model, not a curated record.